Molecule: messenger RNA, 2926 nt
Organism: Tinamus guttatus (white-throated tinamou)
Lineage: Eukaryota; Metazoa; Chordata; Aves; Tinamiformes; Tinamidae
Source: RefSeq, a predicted model, not a curated record
AUGUCCCCAAAUGGCAAUAUGAAACUACUUGAACGUACUCGUGCCAGGCGAGAGAAUCUGCAGAAGAAAAUGGCCGAGCGACCUACGGCAGGAGCAAGAUCCACAAUGCAGGCUAAGAGGGUCAGGGAGCCUCUGGUAGAAACUAGUAACCAGACACCUCUGCCUGGUGAAGAAGUGAAAUCUAGUACAAAGCCAUCACCAUCAAAGAGGCUGUGCUCUGACAGUAUGGAGGCUCAAGUUUCCAGUUUAGAGAAUAGGCAGCCAGUUUCUUCAAGUUCCGCAAACAGCCAUUCUCCUGAGAUGACUUCAGAGUUGCAUGUAGCUGCUUCCAGCAGGGCUCCAUCAGUUCAGUCCUCUGAGAAAGGUAAAACGAAUGCCAAGACAGAAACUCCUGCAGCCCUUUCGGUCAAAACACGUAUGCAGAAAUUGGCAGAACAGCGACGUUGUUGGGAUAACGAGGAUCCUUCUGAAUGUGCUCAUCUGUCUCCCCUCCAGUCAAAGGAGGACGUGUCUGUUUCUCCACCUAAGCAGCCCUGUCUUGCCCUGGCAAGUGACACCCCGAUUGGGAGAAGGGGCCGUUUAGCUAACCUUGCUGCUACAAUUGGUUCCUGGGAAGAUGACCUAAGUCAUCCAUCUGCAAAGCAAAACAAUGCACAACAACAGCCUGGUACUACUUGUUUAUCCAAAUUGUCCACUACAAGUGGAGCAUCUGCUAGAAUCAAUAGCAGCAGUGUAAAGCAGGAAGCUGCAUCCUGUUCUCAAAGGAUCGUUGAGGCUUCUAUUAAUAAACCAGCAACCUCAAAGAUAGCGGAUCCAAAUACAAAACCCUCAAGAGACACUGUUUCCAGGUCUAAGGAAUCUGAAAUAUCCUUGUCACCAGCAGAGAAUCCCUGCAGUCCACAGAAAACUGAAGAAAUUAAACAAACAGUAAAAUCAACUCUGUCGCAACCCGUUCAGUCCAAAAAAGGACUAGCCAAAGGAACACAUGUGCAACUUGAACCUCAGGAUAAACCCACAACACCAGGAGGAUCGGGAAUUAAGCCCUUCUUGGAACGUUUUGGAGAGCGUUGUCAAGAACAUAGUGCACAGAGUCCUGCUACGAAUACAGCAGGGUACAGAACACCCAUCGUUACCCCAAAUACAAGGACAAUCCAGGAAAGACUUCUCAAACAAAAUGAGAAUUCCUCUACUGCCAGUUUAGCGCUGCAGCUUAAGCAGGAACGUGAAAGAGAACUUGCAUGUAUUCGUGGCCGGUUUGAUAAGAGGAAUCUGUGGAGUGCAGAGAGAAACGAAAGCUCGAAGAGAAAACUUCCAGAAACUAGAAUGGAAAGUCAGUCUCGGGCUAGUCCAAACCACCCUCCUAGUUCAGAAGCCACUGCUUCUGGAUUAGCGGACGAUGCACCGGCAGAGGAUAAACCAGUAAAGUCUCCCAGUGUGGAAUCUUCAGACACUCCUAAACGCGAAGAGACUGAUAAACCCAGUCCUUUGAAGACUGUACUGACCAAAAGCCCUAAAAAAGCGAUGUCUGUAUCCAAACCUGAGCAACUUCAUGUGAAACAGAAUGAUGAAGUAUGUGAAAUUGAGAUGAGUGUGGAUGAUGAGCUGAAUAGCUCAAGAGUGAUAAAUGAAAUUUUUGAAGUUCUUGAAGAGGAAGGUCCAGACAUAGAAAAACUAAAGAAGGAAAUGAGCAUGAGCUUGGAAGGUGAAAGUGAUGAGGAUGAGCAGGAGGAGUCGCUAAACAUUUCAUCAAUGUCUCUCUUAACUCCUUUAGUGGAAUCUGUUGGUCCAGAGGUGUUUAUUUCCCCUUCACAGUCAGUUGGUGAGGGCAGCAGUGUGAGUGAAGCAAGUCUGAAGUCUGAGAAGUUCCAAAGGACUAAAGUCCCCAGGGCAGAGUCAGGCGAUAGUAUUGGCUCUGGGUCAGAAGAUCGCAACCUUCUGUAUAGUGUUGAUGCAUAUAGGUCUCAGAGGGUUAAAGAAACAGAUCGUCCUUCAAUAAAGCAAGUCAUUGUUCGUAAAGAAGAUGUUGCUUCUAGGCUAGAAAAGAGAAAGAAUGGCCAAACUGAUCAAGUCAAAUCCUUUUUUGAACUGAACAAUGAGAUCAACAUGCAGCAGACAGUAAUUCAUCAAGCCAGCCAGGCACUCAACUGCUGUUUUGAUGAGGAACACGGAAAAGGGUCUCAAGAGGAAGCAGAAGCAGAGAGGCUACUUCUCCUUGCCACUGAAAAGAGAGCUGCUUUGCUGGAAGAAUUAAAUAAAGUGAAGAGUGAGGGACCUCAGGGUAGAAGAAAUAAAGCCGCACCUACAUCUUCUGAAUUUGCUCCAUCCAGGGGAUCUGUUACCAUUUCAGAAAUGCGUCUACCUCUAAAAGCAGACUUCGUAUGUGGUACAGUUCAGAAACCAGAAGCAGCAAAUUACUACUAUGUAAUAAUAUUGAGAUCUGGAGCAGAAAACAUGGUUGCAACUCCCUUAGCAAGCACUACAAGCUCCCUGAAUGGAGAUGCUCUUACUUUCACUACAACAUUUACUAUGCAGGAUGUGUCCAAUGAUUUUGAAAUAAAUAUAGAAGUUUACAGUUUGGUACAAAGAAAAGAAGUUCCAAGCACUGAUAAAAGGAAAAAGGCAACUAAAUCUAAGGUUAUUACUCCAAAGAGAUUAUUAACAUCUAUUACCUCUAAAAGCACCCUUCUUACCCCAGCCACGGCCAGUCCAGGUGGCCCUAAUGCUGUGCGAACUACUAAUUUUGUCCUCGUUGGAUCCCACAAGUUGUCGCUGUCUUCAGUAGGAAAUUCCAAGUUUGCGUUGGAGAAGAUGAAUUAUGAAGGGGAGGAAAGACAACUAUUGGGCUAUAUGUUCCAAGACAAGAUUGCUAUGGUGAUUUGUUUUAUAGCAGAAAAUUGGAAAUGGCUUCCUAAUGCAUGUUACUUAU